Cricetulus griseus (Chinese hamster) is the source of this 3464-nucleotide messenger RNA. Lineage: Eukaryota; Metazoa; Chordata; Mammalia; Rodentia; Cricetidae. The record is from RefSeq and is a predicted model, not a curated record.
CUGCUGUCUCUGCUGGCCUUCAUCUGUGAAGAGGUUGUGUCCCAGUGCACGUUGUGUGGAGGCUUGUACUUCUUUGAAUUUGUGAGCUGUAGCGCCUUCCUCCUGAGCCUCCUUCUGCUGAUCGUAUACUGCACACCAGUGCACGACAGAGUGGACCCUGGAAAAGUCAAGUCCUCGGAUUUUUACAUCACUCUGGGAACAGGCUGUGUAUUUCUGUUGGCAUCUAUCAUUUUUGUUUCUACCCAUGCUGGGACCUCAGCUGAAAUUGCUGCAAUUGUGUUUGGGUUUAUAGCAAGUCUGAUGUUCCUACUAGACUUUGUGGUCAUGCUCUGUGAGAAACGGCAAGAGAGCCAGCUGAGAAAGCCUGAGAACAACGCCAGGGCUGAAGCCCUCACCGAGCCGCUCAAUGCUUAGGUCAGGAGCAGGCGCUGCAGACCAGAGGAGUGCUCCUUCCGUGGGACCUGUGUCGUGUGUGCACCUCGUCUGUUGGAGAGAAGGGAAGGGACAGGAGGGCGGCUUCUCACUGCAACUGCGGGGUGGCAGCCCUGCCAGUUAAAGCUCAGAGGAGUUUAGUAACUGUUGGAACUUACCUUAAAUGGAGGAGGUUGUGGUGGUGUUUGUUUGUUUGUUUGUUUGUUUGUUUGUUUUUAAAGACAAGGACUGUGGUCUGUGAAUUGCAUGUCUGUUGUUUGCUACAGGCUACACCAGGGUUAGCUUCCAGACCGUUCAUUCUCCAUCCUUUCCGGAACUGUUUCAUUUUAAAGUCAUUUGCUUUGCUAUUAGUUUUUGCUGGUUAAAUUCUGUUCUGUUGUUGGAGAUUUAAUUGUGUUUAAGGUGUCGGUGCAGGCUUCCUUCCCUAAUAAUAACCCUUGUCUUUAUCUCACUCAGCCUUACACUUAUGUGCUGACUCCCAAAGGCAGUUAUUUUUGUUCUUUCUGAUCCAUGCAUUGCCUAACAGAAAAUGCAUAGUGGUGGUGAUGUGUAUAAAAGCAACAGUAUCAGCCGCCUUUGGUUUUUACAUUGCACUCUGGUUGUUAAGAUUAAGUUUAAAAGAAAAAAGACUGUUACAGAAUACAGAAAAAUUGAAGAAACUGAUACUACAUCUAAAGACCAAAGAUAGAAUAGACUCUGUGUCCUGUCCAGGGGACAUAAUUGCACAGAUAGGCCUUCACCACCUGGCAGUGAGUGGAGGGUUGUGCUGUGUGCACACACAGAAACAUCUGAUGGUGGUUGUGUUGUGUGUACACACAGAAACAAUGGAUGGUGACUGCUGCGUGCACGCACGGAAACACAGUUGAUGGUAACUAUGCUGUGUGCAUACACAGAAACAGACAGUUGAUGGUUCAUCCUGUGAGUUGGGAACUGGGUCUCCCUCCUGGCAGGCGGUCCUUCCUGCUCAAGGGCACACUGCUCUGCAGGCUUCUCCUCAGAGUCCUGGUGGGCUUGCUCACCCACCUGAGUCUCGAUGGUCGCUGGGCCGCAUCACCAUCUUCAGAGGAAGCCUUCACUCUUGCUCUUUCCCUUGUCUCCUCACUCUAGUUCAUUGUCAGCUAUCUCCAGGCUGGCCAGAGUGUUGUGCUCUCCUUGUCACCAAACGAGGCAGGAAUGUCGAUCAGAUAGAUUCUUGUUCCCACAGGCCUCUGCUUGAGUUUCUCUCCAGGGGAGGUGUCUUGAGAAAGCGGAUCCUAGAGCCCCUGCUAGUGAAUACUGUUGGUAGUAUAAGGAGGCUACAGACUGUUCCAUGCUUUGGAAGGAUUGCUUGUUGCUGCAAGGCUAUCUUAGAGCCACUGGGGCACCUGUGUGCCCAAAGGGAACCUUUCUUUCUUGUCUUCCUUCUGAGGUUUGACUGAGACUCGGAUAUGUCAAGGCCUCUGCCCUAGUGGAGGUUUCCCAGGCUGGGGUUUCUCUCUGAAGACGUGCGAUCAUGUUUCCAGGGAUUUUCUGUGAAGUUCCCCCUCCUUUUCAGUUUCUUGUCUGCCAUUGUACAUGGUAGAUGGUUUUGGUUACAUGAGUGAGGCUAUUACAGUUCUCAGAAGUGGAUGAAUCUGCUGUUACUGACUCACUGCCUGAUCUGCUGGGUUACCUGCUUGGGAGAUCAUGAAACCAAUCAUGGAUGUUGCCUCACUGGGCAUUCCAUCUAAGAGAAAGGACAGUAGGCUCUUGAAACCAAGAAUAGAAUAAUUCAAAAGGAACCAGUUUAUAGCAGACAAUUUUAGAAUUUUACAUCAAGCUGUGCUAUGGUCUGGAACUAUCAUCUAGACCUGUUGAGAAUUAACAGCAAAUCAGGGCAGCUUUAGUGUAACUAUUAGUCAGCUGUUUGGUAUUGUAACAAAAUACCUGUGACAGUCAACUUACAAGAGGAAAGGUUGGGCCUGGAGAGAUGGCUCAGAGGUUAAGAGUGCUGCUUCUUUCUCUUCAGAGGACUGAGUUCUGUUCUCCAGUGCCAGCAUGGGAUGGCUCUCUACUGCCUGAUACUCUACCACCAGGGGACCCAGUGUUUUUGGUCUCUGGCACCCAAACAUGUAUGGCAUACAUUCACACAUACAUAAAGUAAAUCUUUAAAAAAAAGAAGAAAGAAAGAAAGAAAAAGAAAAAAGAGGGUUUGUCUUGCUUGCAGUUUUGUAAGCUUCAGCCCAUGGUCAGUCCUGUUCUGCUAGAUGGCAGUACAUCAUGGUUGGGGCUUGGUAGAGUAGGCUGCUCAUGCUGUGCAUCCAGGAAGCGAGGAAUGAGUGGGUGGGUGUGACUUGAGGUCCUGAGUUCCCUUUGGAGGGUACGCCCCACUGACCUAAGACCUCACACCAGGUCCCACCUCUGAGGGUUUCUGCCAUCUCUCAGUAGUGCCACCCAGGCCUUGGGAACAACUCAUCCCAACAGUGCACCUCUUUGCCAGUGUUGGGCUUGUUGAGGAUGGACAGACGUACUCUGGCCUGUCUCCACACAUGCAGAACUUAGCAUCUAGUUGUUUACUGUGGGUUUGCUUUGUUCCACAGCUGAGGGCUUCCUUGACUACUCCAUUUCUUCCUUGUAAGAAGAUAAUUUGGUCACUAUUAGAACUUUCUCUUUUGGGGGAUCUGUGACUGGUUGACUUCUGCAUCCUCUGGGGAGUGGGGGGAUGGUGUGAUGGGGUUAAAGACUGUGGCACCAAAUCAGCUCAACAAGAGCUGGGACCAGAGACUGUCAACACAGAAAAGAUGUCUUUAUUAGCAGCUCUAGCAAAUUUGAUUUGCUGUAUUUUAUACAAAUUGUUUAGAAUGAGUUUUGAGACUUAGAAGGGAAAUAUAGCACAAGACUUCUAUAAUUACUAUACUUAAAUUAUGCUUUAUGUGGGGACUGGGAAAUGUAUGUUUACAUUGCUUAUAUCUGAUCACUUUUGUAUUUGUUGAUUUAAAACCUGUGGGUCUUUUUUAUCACUCUUAAUAUAACUUUUAUAAUCUUUUAAAAUAAACUCUCUUAAUUACAGUGUG